UCAGUGUGCUCGGUGUUUUCGACUCGGUCGCCCGAUUUUCGAGUAUCGCGUGCGCGUAGUUCGUGAAUUUCAAGUUUAUCGUAAUUUUGUUUUUUCGUUUUGCUUAUUCAAUAUACAUAUUAUAUAAAAUGAAAUAGUUUAAACUCAAAUUUACGAUGAAUAUCACUUCUAUAAAUAACACUUGUCUGCCCGAAAAAGUACUAAAUCCUGGUUGGUGUCCUAGUCACUGGGAUCAAUUAUUAUGCUGGAGAACUUCAAAACCUGGUGCUGUAGUUUACCAAGCUUGUUUUGAUGAACUGAACGGAGUGCGUUAUGAUACAUCACGAAAUGCAAGUCGUCGCUGUAAAACGAAUGGUGUUUGGGAAAAUUCUUCUGAUUAUAUGAAUUGCCGAGCUUUGGAAACAAACAAUUCAUUGUAUCCAGAUCCAUCAAUUGUAUACACAUCAUACUUUUACUAUGGUGGUUAUACCAUAUCAUUAGUGGCAUUAGUAGCAGCUGUAUCCAUAUUUGUUUAUUUCAAAGAUUUACGUUGUUUGAGAAAUACAAUACACACAAAUUUGAUGUGCACUUAUAUACUAUCUGAUUUUACAUGGAUAUUGACAUCAACACUACAGGAAUGGCUUUCAGCUAGUAGUAAUGCUUGUGUGUUAUUUACAUUUUCGUUACAUUACUUUGUUUUAACAAAUUUCUUUUGGAUGUUUGUCGAAGGCUUGUAUCUGUAUAUUUUGGUUGUAGAAACUUUUACCAGGGAAAAUAUCAAGCUCCGCGUUUAUAUGUUUAUUGGCUGGGGUUUCCCACUUGUAAUUAUGAUUGUUUGGGGUGUUUCUAAGGUCGUCACACCAAUUGAAUCAGAGGAAACAAGCGAUUCUUGUACUUGGAUGACACCGCAUCCCGUGCACGAUUGGAUCUACCAAGGGCCGGCGAUAAUAGUGUUGAUUGUAAACUUGGUUUUUCUAUCAAAAAUCAUGUGGGUACUAAUAACAAAGCUAAGGUCAGCGAAUUCGGCUGAAACCCAACAAUACCGCAAAGCCAGUAAAGCUUUGUUAGUUCUUAUACCAUUGUUAGGCGUUACCUACAUACUAACUAUGGUUGGCCCUACGGAAUCCGGUACUUACGCUAACUAUUAUUCUUAUGGUAGAGCUACACUUUUGUCUAUGCAGGGCUUUAUGGUGGCAAUAUUUUACUGCUUUGUCAAUUCUGAAGUUAAGAAUACGUUCAAACAUCAUUUCAUUCGAUGGAAUGACGCGAGAAAUCUGAGAACCGGUGGCAGCCGAAGAUUUACUUAUUCAAAGGAUUGGUCACCGAACACAAGGUCCGAUAGUGUCAGAAUGGCCCGGCCAUCGAUCAUCGCGGAUACGGUCAUGAACAAAGGCAAGAGGGCCUCCACCGUCAGCAGUUCGACGACGAUGACGUUCAUCGUCUCUAACGGGCCCGGCGGCGUGUUGCUAUCGAACGCCUGUCAAAAUCGCAUGUUGAACGCUCCCCCCGAAAAUCUCGUCUAGAAAAAAAAAAAA
Messenger RNA from Myzus persicae (green peach aphid), 1514 nucleotides. RefSeq names its product diuretic hormone receptor-like. Gene Ontology annotation, biological process: cell surface receptor signaling pathway; adenylate cyclase-modulating G protein-coupled receptor signaling pathway. NCBI's taxonomy places the organism in Eukaryota, Metazoa, Arthropoda, Insecta, Hemiptera, Aphididae. Gene Ontology annotation, molecular function: G protein-coupled peptide receptor activity; peptide hormone binding; diuretic hormone receptor activity. Gene Ontology annotation, cellular component: plasma membrane. The transcript is spliced from 12 exons. Bases 156 to 1502 code for a protein of 448 amino acids. The record is from RefSeq and is a predicted model, not a curated record.